ACGGAUUUUUUUCCCCCCCUCUCCGCUUUUCAUUCCCAUUCGUUAUUCCAUUCCCCCCCCCCCUUCCAACUUCCCUAAAUGUAACCCACAAAGUUUAUACUAUGGACGGGGGAAACCAUGAAUAGCCGGCGAUAGCGUAGUGGUGUUAACAUGAUCUGGAAGUGUCUAGCCAGGGAUAAGUGUCGAUGGUUGUGUUAAAGUCUCCGUGCUAGCAAGACCGCGGCGUGCCAUGGACUUUCACUCCGUACGGAAGCAGCCUGGCCGGGCCCUGCUCCUUUUCCUGGCCUGUUCUUCCGUUCUCCUGUUCUUCCUGAACCAGUCCCACCUCGCGGCGCCCUUCAAGACAGACCCCCGCUCCAGCCCGCGUUUCCAAAGCGUCCUGGCAGACACGCCCAACGCCCGGGCGCCCAUCGUCACGCCCUACGCACAGAGGAGGAUUCAGGACUACCAGAGCCCAGAGUACACAGCCCCGGGGGACACAGCGCCACAGCCGCCACAGAAAGCGCCUCCUAAUGCAGAGGAACGCCAAGAAGAAGAAGGAGGAGGAGGAGGAGAACAACAAGUAGAAGAAGAGGAAGAAGAAGAGGAGGAGGAAGAAGAGGAAGAGGAAGCAACGGGCGAUGAAGGGAGGAAGGAGAACAGCACCGAGAGCAUCAUCGCCGGCAUCUUGGACCAGCAGAGGGAACAGCUCCUGCAGGACAUGAAGGAUUAUGUCUUCCAUCCCAAGCUGAAGGCGAGGUGA
Penaeus indicus is the source of this 742-nucleotide messenger RNA. RefSeq lists its product as uncharacterized. The transcript has 4 exons. The record is from RefSeq and is a predicted model, not a curated record. Bases 230 to 742 code for a protein of 170 amino acids. NCBI's taxonomy places the organism in Eukaryota, Metazoa, Arthropoda, Malacostraca, Decapoda, Penaeidae.